AUGUCCAAAGGGAUUUCCAAGGUUGUAAUCCGGUGGUUGCAUGCCAUAGGAUGUCAGUUUUUAAGCGAUUUUCCAGAAGAGAAAUCAUGUCCCUUUCUUUAUACGAUAUCAGGGUUCUUAUUAACCAGUGUCAUUUUAUGGCUAACCACUAAUUGUUUACGUUCAUGUAUAUUCGACAAAUGGUAUCUAAAAUCUGCUAAGUUUGCUGUAGAGCCUCCAUCAGAAAUUAGGGAGCAUUGGUCAAAUCCAGACUCUACAAAGCAAUUCAAGAGUGUCGACUUCAAGACAGAAAUUCCAUCUAAGUGUCCUGCUACGGGUCAAUUUUUGGGUAAAUUCAAGUCUAUGACUCCUCAAGAUAUAAAUGAUAGAAUUAAGAAGGCGGAAGCAGCGCAACUUGAAUUUGCUACUGCAUCAAUUGAAAGAAGGCUACAUAUUCUCGUCACUUUAAGAGACUAUAUUUUAAAAAAUCAAGACAUGCUUGCACGUGUGGCUUGCAGAGAUUCCGGGAAGACCAUGCUAGAUGCAUCAAUGGGUGAGAUAUUAGUUACCCUAGAAAAAUUAGCAUGGGUCAUAAAACAUGGACCACAAGUGCUAAAAACUGAUAAACGUCCUGGACCCACUAAUUUUUUCAUGAAAUGGUACAAAGGUGCAGAAGUUAGAUAUGAACCUCUAGGUGUCGUUUCUUCCAUUAUAUCAUGGAACUACCCAUUUCACAACUUGAUGGGACCUAUUAUUGCGGCUUUAUUCACCGGUAAUUCCAUCGUAGUAAAAUGUUCAGAGCAGGUUGUUUGGUCCUCUGAAUUCUUCAUCGAAGUUAUAAGAAAAUGUUUAAAGGUGUGUAACGAAAAUGAGGAUUUAGUUCAACUAUGUUACUGUCUACCUCCCACUUCCGAUGAUAAAUCUGCCAAUUAUUUCACCGAACAUCCUGGCUUAAAGCACAUAACAUUUAUUGGUAGUCAAUCCGUUUCCAAGUCAAUACUUGAAUGUGCUGCAAAAUCAAUAACACCCGUCGUAGUCGAAUUAGGUGGAAAAGACGCUUUCAUAGUGCUUGAUUCUGUUAAGGAUCUGGAUAAAUUAUCUUCCAUUAUUUUAAGAGGAACAUUCCAAUCUGCUGGUCAAAAUUGUAUUGGGAUUGAAAGAGUUAUUGUAUCUUCGAAGAACUAUGAUACGUUGGUGUCAAUCUUAGAGAAGCGUCUGAACAAACAUGCACUCAGAUUAGGUUCUAACAUCGAUGAUGAUGAGACGAUUGAUGUAGGUGCCAUGAUUUCAGAUAAUAGAUUUGAAUCACUGGAAUCUCUAAUUCAAGAUGCUGUGAACAAAGGUGCAAGACUAUUAAGUGGUGGUUCACGUUACAAACACCCAAAAUAUCCAAAUGGCUGUUUUUUCAAGCCAACACUUCUUGUAGAUGCGAAACCUAAUAUGAAAAUUGCUCAAAAUGAAGUUUUUGGCCCAAUUUUAGUAAUGAUGAAGGCGAAGGAUACGGACCACUGUAUUAAACUAGCUAAUUCUGCUGCAUUUGGCCUGGGAGGUUCCGUAUUUGGUAAUAAUUACGAAGAGUGUAACUAUGUUGCAAAUAAAUUAAAAACUGGUAACGUUGCUAUUAAUGAUUUUGCGACGUUCUAUGUUUGUCAAUUACCAUUUGGUGGUAUUCAUGGUUCGGGUUAUGGCAAAUUUGGCGGAGAGGAAGGCUUACUAGGCCUCUGCAAUGCAAAAAGUGUCUGUUAUGAUAAACUACCCUUUAUUUCAACACAGAUUCCUCCUCCAUUGGACUACCCGAUAAAGAGUAAAGAUAAAUCAUGGGCUUUUGUGAAAGCGUUCAUAACAGGUUCCUAUUGCACUUCAGUAUGGCAACGAAUCAAAUCAUUACUGUCUUUGGCCAAAAAUUCUUAA
Molecule: messenger RNA, 1890 nt
Organism: Kazachstania africana CBS 2517
Lineage: Eukaryota; Fungi; Ascomycota; Saccharomycetes; Saccharomycetales; Saccharomycetaceae
Gene: MSC7
Product: meiotic recombination directing protein
Exons: 1
Coding region: 1-1890 (629 amino acids)
Molecular function (GO): aldehyde dehydrogenase (NAD+) activity
Source: RefSeq, a predicted model, not a curated record